Messenger RNA from Ochotona curzoniae (black-lipped pika), 868 nucleotides. It is a transcript of the gene CCDC192, whose product is annotated as coiled-coil domain containing 192. The transcript is spliced from 7 exons. The record is from RefSeq and is a predicted model, not a curated record. NCBI's taxonomy places the organism in Eukaryota, Metazoa, Chordata, Mammalia, Lagomorpha, Ochotonidae.
GUUCAGGAAUGGGGACUCUUGAUGUUCAUCCCAUGUAUAAAGGGUCCACAUUGAGAUGGGAGAAUGCUUGAGCAAGAAAUCUGUGCUUCCAGUGUCUGUAACCCCAGAGAGUGGGAGUAUCAAGUCUGAAAGUUCAGAGUCAGACACUCAACUGGACCACGAAGUAUUGAAAGACUCCCUGGACGUCGGACAGACAGCGUUUGCUUUGGCCCAUCUUGAGUCCUUGGAGAUUUGCCUAAAGGAAGCAGAAGAAAAGGCUAAAGUUUUAUCCAAACAGCUUGCAGUUUCGGAAGGAACAAAAUUGAAACUCCUUGAACGAAUUUCCUGGCUAGAGGAAAAAAUAAAGACUCUGGACCAAAGGGAAACCAGUGGCAAAUCAUAUGAAAAAACAAUUCAGUUGAAAGACCAGUGCAUCGAAAAACUGCAAGCUGAGGUCAGAGCUUCCCAGGAGCUUCUUUCAGCCCAUAAACUGAAGCACAAAAAGAAAAUGGAAAAGCUGCGAACUGAUUUGGCAACAGCCAAACAAGAGGCUGCCAUCAUGGCGCUGGAGUUCUCAGAGAAGAUGAAGAGGCUGCACGAAGAAAGGCCCUCUCCCAGAGAAGACGACUCUCUGGAAAAGCACUGUGGGAACCUCCCGCCUGUGGAAGAAGGAGACAGAAAAGUCAGCCUCAUUAUGGAGUUGUCCGGCCUGGUCUCCCUUCAUGCGGACAGGAUCAGCCAUCUCGAGGAUAUCUUGGAGGAAAAAGACAGGAAGAUUCAGCAGCUGGAAGCAGGGCAGGCUGCAUCCCCUCCCUCCUGAGAGCUGCAGGAGCCUCCAGAGUGGUACAAGAAGCCCUGGUGUUUUCUCAAGAUGGCACCACUGUUGUGA